AUGGAAUCCUUUUUUCAACGUAUGUCAUCAUUGGUUAUAAGAAAUAGUAAUAAAUAUGUUGAACAAGAUAUUGAUGAAAUUGAUAAUGAAGAACAAAGACAAUUUACUUAUUUACAACAACGUCGAUGUUCAGCGCCUGAUAUGCGUCGACGUGGUACUACAACGGAUCGAUCAGCCCAGACACUUGAUCAGAAGGGUACUUCAGAAGAACAAAUUACAACUCAUUUCAAUGCUCAUAUGCUCUCUCGAAGACAUUACAAUUCUAUUGAGAGAAAAAAAUUUUCAACAGAAAUAAAUUUUAUAAAUGAAGAUUAUAGAUAUAAUACAAACGAAGCAUAA
Messenger RNA from Rotaria sordida, 339 nucleotides. Lineage: Eukaryota; Metazoa; Rotifera; Eurotatoria; Philodinida; Philodinidae. The record is from the annotation of a GenBank genome assembly.